GACAGCGAGCCCAAUCAAAGCCAUCCGGGCGGAGGGAGGGAGGGCCCAAACUAUAGCCAUAGCGGCGCUGCACAAUACGCGUACAUUCUGUGCGUAGAAGAAUCCCACCUUCCAAGUAAAAAGCAGAACCCAAAAUAAUAACACCCCCCAAAAAAAAAACUAAAUUAGAGAGCGAGCCACCUUUUUGACUCGUAGUCUGUUUCUCUCUCUAUCUCUUCGAUCCCGUACGAUCGCUGAAUGCCGAUGCGCCCCGAGCAUCUCCGGCCCCGCUAGGUACCGUCAAUUCGACUUCUGAACUGGGUUAUGGUCGAAUUCCAGUGGGUUCCGCUGAUAAACCCUGGAUUGCUUUCCUGGGUCGUCCAGCUAGGGUUAGGGUUUUUUUUCGUGGAGGUGUGUUCUUACUUCUCUGUGAAUGUUCGUGUUCGAAACUGAUAAUAACUUCAGAAGUAGUUGACUUAUGCACUGAAAUGAGGCAUUGACAGAAAUCCUUUUGUCAUGUUAACUUUGCCACGGGGAGUAAAUUAUGGCAGGAACUUCAAGAUUUGAGUUAACUUCAGGUAGUUCAGACCCAAGUUUUGUCAGCAACAAUUCAAAUGGAUCAAGGGGCAAUCAUGCUGGUCCGAGUUUGGAUAGAUCAGGGAGCUUCCGGGAGGGUGGUGAAAAUCGGAUGUUUGGACCUGUGACUAGUGCAUCUAGGGUGAGCGGGGCAGUGGUGGGGAAUUUGCCUCCCUUAUCAAAGUGUCUGAUGCUAGAGCCUAUUGUUUUUGGCGGUCAGAUGUGUACACGGUCAGGCGAAUUAAGGAGGGUUCUGGGCUUUUCUGUUGGUAGUGCCUCGGAAGAAAAUUCUUUUGGGGCUGCACAUCCUAGGCUUUCACCUCCAGGGGUCAUGGAGGAACUUAAACGUUAUAAGGAAAGUAUUAUAGAUGUGAAUAACAAGGCCAGGGGAAGAGCAAAAAAGUUAGACGAACAUAUUCAUAAAUUGAACAAGUAUGUUGAAGUUGUGAACUCCAAAAAGCAGCAAAGGAAUGAGCUGUCAGCAAAUGAACGAUCAGGUGCAUUGAACUUGAAGAUGGGAAUUCAAAUUCCUCGAAACCCUACAGAUCUUGUGUCUCAAAGAGUGGAUGAUCGGCCUAAGACUGCUGUUCUCAAUAAGCGUGUGCGCACAUCAGUGGCUGAAACUAGGGCAGAAUGUCGUAGCAAUGGGUUAGGAAGGCAGUCUUUGGUUAUUACAAAAGAUCGUGAUAUGCUUAAAGAUGCUAGUCCUGGUUCUGAUCUGGUUGAAGAAAAGAUUCGCAGGCUACCCGCUGGAGGGGAAGGGUGGGACAAAAAAAUGAAAAGAAAACGGUCAGUAGGGAAUGCUUUCACAAGACCUCUAGAUAGUGAUGGAGAAUUGAAGCAACCCAUGCAUUAUAAGCUUAGCAAUGAAUCUGGCUUGCAAUCUUCUGAUGGCCAUGGCUUCAGAUCAGGACCUACCAAUGGAAUUAGUGGCACUAACAAGUUAGAUGCCAGUUCUUCACCUGGCAGUUCUUUUGCUCGAGCAACAGCCAAGCAUGAUCAAGAGAAGUCUACCCUUAUGAGGGAACUCCCUACUGUUUCAAAUAAGGAAAAACUUCUUGCAAAAGGGAGUAAUAAGUUGAAUAUAUGCGAGGACAGUCACAUUAGUCCCAGUCCAUUGACAAAAGGAAAGGCUUCUAGGACACCACGAAGUGGUCCUGUAGCAGCUCCAAACUUGUCAUCUAGCAUUCCCCGUGGAACUGGAUUACCUGAGAGCUGGGAACAGCCCUCAAGUGGAAGCAAAUUUCAUUCAUCUGGCGGGCCUAACAAUCGCAAACGUGCUAUGCCCUCAGGAUCAUCUUCGUCACCCAUGGCUCAAUGGGGUGGUCAAAGACCACAAAAACGCACCAGGAGAGCUAAUCUGUUAUCGCCAGUCUCAAAUCAUGAGGAAAUGCAGAUGUCAUCUGAAGGGUGUUCUCCUUCUGAUUAUAAUAAAAUCAAUUCCCGUUCAAUGAAUGGCCCUCUUCUUUUUCACGGCAUGGCUAAUGGCAACCAGCAGAUUAAAGUGAAACUUGAAAAUGUUUCAUCCCCUGCCAGGUUUUCUGAAAGUGAAGAAUCUGGUGCUGGUGACAAUAGGUUGAGGGAGAAAGUUAUGGCUGGUGGUGAAGUGGAGGAAAAAGUUAAUGCUGUUCAGAAUACUGGGCUGUCAUCUUUUUUUCAUGCUAAGAAGAAUAAAUCAGUUUCUAAGGAAGAAAUUGGUGAUGGUGUGCGGAGACAAGGACGAACUGGAAGGGCAUCUUCGUUUCCUGUGGCUAACAUCUCACCAGUAAGGGAGAAGUUGGAUAAUACUGCCACAACUAAGCCCCUUAGAACUACAAAACCUGGUUCUGAUAAGAGUGGAAGCAAAACUGGCCGUCCUUUGAAAAAACUGAUAGACCGUAAAGGCUUUUCACGUCGUGGGCAGAUUCCACAUAGUAGCUCUCCAGAUUUCACUGGAGAAUCAGAUGACGAUCACGAAGAACUCUUGACGGCUGCAAAUCUUGCCCGUAAUGCUAGUUAUAACGCAUGUUCUGGUCUAUUCUGGAAAAAAGUUGAACCAAUUUUUGCCCCUGCCAGCUUACAGGACACUUCCUACUUCACGCAACAGGUAAAGAGGGCAGAGGAGCUUCAUGAAAGCUUGUCCCAGAUGUUCCACUUCAGCAAGAAGGGUGAUCUUUCGCAUGAAGAAAUACCACUACCUGAUACAGUUGGGUCUGGAGAAAUAGGUAGAAUGCAAAAUAAGAUUGAAUCAAAGGAGUCAGCUGUGAUGGAGUUUACCGAUCAAUUUCACAAUUUUGAUACUUUUUGUGGAAAAUUAGAUUCAGAAGGAAGAUUGAAUAAGGCUACCCCAUUAUACCAAAGAGUAUUAUCAGCUUUGAUUGUAGAAGACGAAAUUGAAGAAUUUGACGAAAAUGGUGUUGGAGGAUAUGCUUAUAAUGAUUUAGGUUUUGGUACUGAGCCUAGAAAGAGGGAUAGAAUGGAAUUUGAAUGUGAGUCAUUUGCCACUCAAACUCAGAAAACUUGUGGCGGAAACAGGUUAUUUUCUUGUAAUGGGACUAAUAUGCCUAGUAGAAGUGUCAUCCAUAAUUCUCCACGGAAUGAUGAACUGUGGCAAGAAGGAAGUGGAUUUUUGCAUAUUGACGUUGGGGUGUCAGAUGGGCUCACGGGCAAUGAUCUAGAUGGACCACAAAACGUACAAACAAAUGGUUUCAUCAUAUCUCCCUUUGAUAGCCAAUAUGAGAAAAUGUGUGUGGAAGACAAACUCUUACUGGAGCUGCAAAGUAUUGGCAUAUAUUUGGAAACUGUGCCUGAUUUGGAUGAUACAGAGGAUGAAACAAUUGACCAAGAAAUGGUUCAGCUGAAGAAUGGACUUCAUCUACAAAUUGAUAAGAAAAAGGCAUACUUGGAUAAAGUACAUAAAGCUGUUGAGCAAAAGAAGGAGGCAGAAGCACGGGAACUUGAGCAGGUUGCUAUGGAUAAGCUUGUGGAGUUGGCUCACAAAAAGCUUUUGGCCACUCGAGGAAGUAUUGCUUCAAAAUAUGGAAUUGCAAAGGUGUCGAAGCAAGUUGCAUUGGCCUUUGCAAAGAGAACUCUUGUGAGGUGCCAGGCUUUUGAAGAUUCAGGAACAGGUUGCUUUAAUGAACCUGCACUUAGAAGUGUUAUUUUUGCACCCCCUUUGGCAAAUGAGGCAGAACCUUCAACUGGUGAUUGUGUCGGAGUUGGAAAUAGAUCCUACAGCGGUGCUGAGCAGCAUGAUCCGCAAAGGGGUUCAUUAGAUGCAUUACAAAGUUUCACUCUUCAAUCUGAUCAGGCCUUUGCCAAAAAUGGACCAAUAUCAAAUAGAGGGAAGAAGAAAGAAAUUUUACUUGAUGACGUUGGUGGCACUGCUGCCUUGAGAACCACAUCAACUCUAGCUACUACUCUUCUGGGUGGAGCAAAGGGGAAGAGAAGUGAGAGGGAGAGGGACAAAGACGUCUCAAGUAGAAAUACUGUUGCUAAAGCUGGGCGUCCCUCAUUGAGUAACCCUAGAGGUGAGCGAAAAUUGAAAUCGAAGCCCAAGCAGAAGACAGCUCAACUAUCAACCUCUGGAAAUGGAUUUAAUGACAAAUUUACUGAAACCAGUAGUCAUCCGGUCUACCCACGGGUGGCCACAAAUGGUAGCAACAACAAGAGAGAAGGUGGUAUGAUGCCACCCAGCACCAUUCAUCGCGAUCCAUCAAAGGAGAGCAAGGAAAUCUUGGAAAUUACGAACAUGCCGUUGUCGGAAUUAGACAAUAUAGAUGAACUAGGAAUAGGCACUGAUCUUGGUUGGCUGAACUUUGAUGACAUUGGUUUGCAAGACCACGAUUCGGCUGGCCUCGAAAUCCCCAUGGAUGACCUGUCGGAGUUGAAUAUGUUUUGAUGACGACAAUAACUGUACAUUCUUGUUGUUGAUUCAACUGUUUAGAUGGAGAAUAGCUGUUUCCUUCCUGUUUACUGAUUUCUUUUUCUUUUUCUUCUUCGUCGUCGUCAUCUUCUUAGUUCUUUUUUUUUUUAUUUUGGGGAUUUCUUCGGGUUUGGGUGGAAGGGGGGGCGCGGCUUUUUAUCUACUAUCUCAUCUCAGGCCAAUUGGCGCAUGUGUAAUUAUGGCCAUUAUUCUUUGGAUACUUAUAAUAUUAACUACAGUAAUUGAAAGUUUUCUCAUUGUUUAUGGGGAAUUUCUUCUUGUAA
This is a messenger RNA of Diospyros lotus (date-plum), 4743 nucleotides long. RefSeq lists its product as uncharacterized. NCBI's taxonomy places the organism in Eukaryota, Viridiplantae, Streptophyta, Magnoliopsida, Ericales, Ebenaceae. The record is from RefSeq and is a predicted model, not a curated record. The coding region runs from base 524 to 4435 and encodes 1303 amino acids. The transcript is spliced from 16 exons.